CUAUGACACAUAACCUUACUCCUUCGGAUGGCAAGAACAGCCGAGCAGCUGGACCAAUUUGGACCGGAUAGACGUUGUUAGAUAGGUUCUUCCAGAAACUCUCGGCUUCUCCCCAUGUUCUGACCGAAUAAACUGGAGAUGGAAAUGGAUUUUAGCUAUAGUAAUACGGCUUCUCUGGGGAACUUUAACCCCUUCACUGCCAGCAUCCCUGCCACCAAAGUGGAGUUAAUCAUUUCGUGCAGGAAUCUUUUGGACAGAGAUACAUUUUCUAAAUCAGACCCAUUAUGUGUAUUGUAUACACAAGGUAUUGGGAACAAGGAAUGGAGAGAGUAUGGCAGGACAGAAGUUAUCGACAACACGUUAAAUCCGGACUUUGUAAAAAAAUUUAUAAUGGAUUACUUCUUUGAAGAAAGACAGAAUCUACGAUUUGAUUUGUAUGAUGUUGACUCAAAGAGUCCCAAUUUAGCAAAGCAUGAUUUUCUUGGGCAAAUGUUUUGUACUUUGGGAGAAAUAGUUGGUUCUCAAGGAAGUCGACUUGAGAAGCCUGUAACUGGAAUUCCAGGAAAGAACUGUGGAAUCAUCAUUGUUACUGCUGAAGAGCUGAACAAUUGCCGAGAUGCUGUGUUAAUGCAGUUUUGUGCCAAUAAACUUGACAAAAAAGACUUUUUUGGAAAGUCAGACCCAUUUCUAGUGUUUUUCCGAAGUAAUGAAGAUGGAAGCUUCACAAUUUGCCACAAGACAGAAGUAGUAAAGAAUACAUUAAACCCUGUGUGGCAGGCUUUUAAGAUUCCAGUUAGAGCUUUGUGCAAUGGGGAUUUUGACAGAACAAUUAAAGUGGAAGUCUAUGACUGGGAUAGAGAUGGAAGCCAUGAUUACAUCGGUGAAUUCUCAACAAGCUACAGGGAGCUGGCUAGAGGACAGUCACAGUUCAAUGUAUAUGAGGUUAUAAAUGCCAAGAAAAAAGGGAAAAAGAAAAAGUAUCUGAAUUCAGGAACGGUUACGUUGCUUUCUUUUCUAGUGGAAACAGAAGUUUCAUUCCUUGACUACAUUAAAGGAGGGACCCAAAUAAAUUUUACAGUAGCCAUAGACUUCACAGCAUCAAAUGGAAACCCUGCACAGCCCACCUCUCUGCACUACAUGAAUCCUUAUCAGCUGAAUGCAUAUGGCAUGGCACUAAAAGCAGUUGGAGAAAUAAUUCAGGAUUAUGACAGUGAUAAAAUGUUUCCUGCAUUAGGAUUUGGAGCAAAGUUGCCACCUGAUGGAAGAGUAUGUCAUGAAUUUGCUUUGAAUGGCAAUCCUCAAAACCCAUACUGUCAUGGAAUAGAAGGUGUGAUGGAAGCAUAUUACCGAAGCUUAAAAAGUGUACAGUUAUAUGGACCAACAAAUUUUGCUCCAGUAAUUAAUCAUGUAGCAAGAUAUGCUGCCUCAAUAAAAGAUGGCUCCCAAUACUUUGUUCUGCUGAUUAUUACAGAUGGAGUUAUCUCUGACAUGGCUCAGACAAAGGAGUCAAUAGUCAAUGCUUCCAAGCUUCCUAUGUCCAUUAUUAUUGUAGGAGUGGGGCCUGCAGAAUUUGAUGCAAUGAUAGAAUUAGAUGGGGAUGAAGUCAGAGUUUCAUCAAGAGGACGGUAUGCAGAAAGGGACAUUGUACAGUUUGUACCUUUCCGUGACUACAUUGACAGAACCGGAAACCAUGUACUAAGCAUGGCAAGACUUGCCAAGGAUGUCUUAGCCGAGAUUCCUGACCAGUUUCUCUUGUACAUGAGAUCUAGAGGAUUCAAGCCAUUUCCAGCUCCACCACCAUACACACCAACUGGGCACCUAUUACAGACUCAAAUUUGACUCAUGUACAGUUCUGCAAGCUGGCCAACUUCAAAGUAAGGUGCACUAAAACUGAACUAUGGACAGACCUGUUUGUGUAUGUGGAAAAAUAUCCACUUUUUGGAUCUAGAAGAUUCGGUUUACAGACCAAAACUGUAAAUAUGAGUGAAAGAGAAAAUAGAAAGAUUUUAAUACUCGUCAGGAAAAAAAAAACGGUUUCCUAUCUGAGUCUUAUUUUUGUGAUCAUUAAUUUUUAUUCGAACUGUUUGGGGAAGCACAAAUCACACUUUUAAUCCAAACGUUAUUGUUCUCCCUGGCUGAGAUCAAUUUAUGUGGGAAUGCAAUUCCUUGGUGUCAAUGUUUACAUGUUACUAAUUUUUAACUUUCAGUACUUUUGUAACUAUUCUUAAUCAAAAAAAAAAAAGUUUGAAGUUGUAGAAAAUCCAGUGUCUUCUACCUGGCAAUAAAUACAGCCGCAAAAAGCAAUAUCCCUUUAAGGAUUUCUUACACAAACUAAGAGUCAUGGAAAAGUUCAUGCAUGAAGGAAGAGAAAACCCUGAACUCUGGCACUUAUUACCACUCAUAAGAUGAACCAUAGCUUAACAUAUAUAACUCUGACACAGAAAUUCGAGAAUUCAGAGAACCUUAAACAAUUAAUAUAGCAAUUUAAUAUAAUCUAGUCUUAACAUGACGUUAUAGGAUUAACAUAGUCAAUGUCAAGUGAAGAGAAAAAAAUUUUACAUGCCUGAAAGACUGUUUUCUUUUAUUAAUUUUUUUGCUUUUUAUUGUUUUAACAAGGUGCAUGGUGUCCUAAUCUGUGUGUCAAAAAAGAGAACUCAACAUAUUGGGGUUUAUUGUUAGAACCUAAUCACAUUAAUGCCAUAGUGUAUGGUCAGAUAAAAACAUGUGAACACGCGAAGAUAUGUUGAGGAACCUGUCUUCCAUUGCUCUACACGAGUAAUGCUAAUGCAGGACUUUAGAGCGCUGAUGCGUCAGAGAAAUGUGUGAGAAAUGCAUGAGUGUGUAACUCUAUACACAAGAACUAUGUUUACUAAAUUACCCAAAUACUUAUAUAUACUCUUGUUCAUAUAUAAUGAUACAAUGUUUUUUGCAUGUACAGUUUUUACGGAAUAUUACACAGUUUUGUGCUACUUUGUGUCAAAUACAAUACAGUAUUCUAGAACUAAUGGCCUUAAACACACACCCAGUUCCUCAAAAUGAUUGUGAAUUGCCUUUAAAUGAUGGAAACUACUCUAUCUUUUGUGUCAACCUCAUAACUGCUUUGUAAUGUAAUUUUCUUUGCAUAAUAUAUGCAUAAAUAUUUUGUCUAUUUCUAUGAUGUACUGUUCGAAGAGAAUUAUUGUAAUUACCCCUUUCUUUUGUAAGCAUGGUAACAGGUAUUUUGCUGAAUUAAAUUAUAUCUGCAAUUUUAGAAGAUAUAUACUUAUGUAAUGCGAUAUAUACAUUUUUUAUUAAAUUGACUAAAAUGACUGAAACACUUUUGCAAUAGAUUUCUU
Molecule: messenger RNA, 3335 nt
Organism: Hyla sarda
Lineage: Eukaryota; Metazoa; Chordata; Amphibia; Anura; Hylidae
Gene: CPNE8
Product: copine 8
Exons: 20
Coding region: 139-1839 (566 amino acids)
Biological process (GO): cellular response to calcium ion
Cellular component (GO): plasma membrane
Molecular function (GO): calcium-dependent phospholipid binding
Source: RefSeq, a predicted model, not a curated record